This is a messenger RNA of Mauremys reevesii (Reeves's turtle), 1269 nucleotides long. Its product is annotated as adhesion G protein-coupled receptor E5-like. Gene Ontology annotation, cellular component: membrane. The transcript has 9 exons. Gene Ontology annotation, molecular function: calcium ion binding; G protein-coupled receptor activity. NCBI's taxonomy places the organism in Eukaryota, Metazoa, Chordata, Testudines, Geoemydidae. Bases 136 to 1218 code for a protein of 360 amino acids. The record is from RefSeq and is a predicted model, not a curated record.
ACGAAAAUCAUCGAAUGGGGCAUAUGAAAGGAGUUGAUCCCACUCUGUGUUGGCGGGGGGGAGCCGCUCUGCACUGGCUGACCCUGCCCAGCUGUUCCCGCCCCUGCAGAUACCACUGGGGACUGCAACAGCCAUAUGCUGUGCCCAGCAAACGCCAAGUGUGUGAACAGCACCCACUGCACCUGCCUGGAUGGAUACCAGCCAACAGGGAAUCACUUCUUCGCCGACCCAAGGGAGACCUGUGAUGAUAUUAACGAGUGUCUGGGGCCAAGCCUGCCAGACUGCAGACGCUACGCACACUGCGACAACGCGCCUGGGAGUUACUACUGCACCUGCAUCGAUGGCUUCGAGCCCAGCUCUGGGAAAGCCAAGUUCAUGCACGCGAGUGAGAACAGCUGUCAGGACAUCGACGAGUGCAACAAGACCCCAGAUAUCUGUGGCCCCAACGCCACGUGUAUCAACGCCAUCUGGAGCUACUGGUGUGAGUGCCAGGCCGGCUACGUCCCCUCCAACAGGAACGUGACCCUGUGCCAAGAGCUCACCUGCCCCCCACUGCUGGGAGCUGACAGCUCUGCCGGAGCCAAGAACCUCCUGGGCAGCUUCCAGGCACAGGUGGGACGUCUGUGCAAGGCGGCGCUGGAAGAGCUGAAGCAGAUGAACUCUCAGAACGCUGAGGGGAAGCUGCAGGGCUUCUUGGUCAUUCUGGAGAAGCAGAUAAAUCUGGUCGAGCAGCAGGGUGAGAGCGUGGAGUGGAGACACCGGAUCGCGAUGGAGCUGAUGGCCCUAGUGGAGAAGCUGCUGAGAACACUGGCCCUGACCAUGCGUGACAACAUGAUCAGCAUCGCAUCCCCCAGUGGCACAGAGCUGGGGCUGGCGGUCAGGCAGGCUAGGAACCAGAUCCAGGAGACCGUGACGCUGCAGCAGAGCAAGACGCAGAUGGAAUUAAAGUGGGCCGGAGCCCCAGGGCAGAAAAAUGAAGGCUUCACGCUGGCUGGGCUGUUGACAUACCAGGGGAUGAGCCCCAUCCUGGACGGUGCUGGGUGGGUGGAGGCGCCCGAGUGGGACGAGAUCGGCCAAACGGGAAAGUGGGCGCAGGAGCUGGGGCGGCCCAGCUACCGUGUGCUGUCUCCGGUGGUGUCGGCCUUCAUCAGUGACCCGAACCCCCAGGCACUCGGCCUCUCCGUCAGCAUCCGCUUCAGCCACCCGGUGCCGUCCUGAACAGCACCUCCCGCUUGGAGGGUGGAGGCAAGGACGAGGUUGUGUCGGCUG